This is a messenger RNA of Paramecium octaurelia, 1231 nucleotides long. The record is from the annotation of a GenBank genome assembly. Lineage: Eukaryota; Ciliophora; Oligohymenophorea; Peniculida; Parameciidae.
UAACGAUGAGUUCAACACUUAGAGCUGAUUAGAUUAUUUAUUUUGGAGCUUCAAAUACUCCAUAAAUUCCAUGUAGAUUUCAUGAAGACUAUUAUAUUCAAAACUUUUGCAAGAAACAGUAUGAAAAUAUACAUUAAUUUAGAGAAUGCAGUUUACCUCUAUGUCCUGAAUGUAUUAAAAUUCAUUCUGAAGAACAUGAACAAGAAAGAGUAACGAGUGAUAUUGAUUUAUUCUCUAAUUGCCUCACUGAAUAAUAUAAUAGAUCCUUAGAAUAUCUUAACCUUUGGGCAGCCGAUGUCUAAGAAUCCAGCAAUUUACAGGAGGAGGUUUAAAAAGCAUAAGAAGUAGGGCAUCAAUGUUAUAAAUUAAUAGUUCUAAAUCUAAAAGUAUCAAGAAGCAAAGAAACAAUUUUAUAAGGUUGUAGACGAAUACUUUAAGAUGCUUGAAUAGUAAAUAAUCAAUGAAACUUAAAAAUCGACUCAGGAUUUAAUUAAAUUGGUAAGAUCAAGACAUAGAAUAGAGUAUUUGGAAUGGAAAAAUCAACAUGAAAAUUUAUUAAAACUCAACUCAGAAAAGGUAUUUGAGAUGUUAAUUGUAGUGUUUGCCUUUUUUAAUCAAAAUAUAUUCAGAUACAAGAUAAACCCCUUAAGCAAUUUAUUAGAGGAAUCAUUAGGAACAUGUUGAAUAAUUAAACAAAUUAAAAUUAAACAUCAGAUAAGUGGUUGUUAAUGACAAUGUAAAUUAAAUCCUUGCAUUGUUGAAACAAUAUAUCUAUGUAACCCAAGCUGUAUAAGAUACAUAAAUUCAAUAAAUGCAAAUCACAAAUACUGUUCAACCUAUUGUGUAGGUUUAACCAAUAGUGCAAACUUAACCAGUUGUGAAUUAAGCAAUAAAUUCCAACAAAUACCAAUCAAGAGUUAUAUAACCCUUUAGUGCCAUCAGAGAAUACACUCCUUUAUAACCAGUUCUAUAUUAAUAACCUCCAGUAAUUCCGAUUGACCCUCUCUAAGUUUAUCCAUAACAGUUUUAUCAUCCAAACCCAGUUUUAUAAGAACCAAUGCCUAUGACAAUGCCAAUAGUGCCUCUGUAAUAAUCGACUCCUCCUUAAAUCAUAAGAUCCCCAUAAAGACUUGUAUCGUCAGUUGCAGAAGCAGGGAUUUUGAAUGGACGAUAGAGAGAGACGAUGGCAUAACGAUAUUAUGAUACGAUGUUAAAAAAUGAAAUAAAAUGA